Molecule: messenger RNA, 2049 nt
Organism: Physella acuta
Lineage: Eukaryota; Metazoa; Mollusca; Gastropoda; Physidae
Product: T-complex protein 1 subunit eta
Biological process (GO): protein folding
Molecular function (GO): ATP binding; ATP-dependent protein folding chaperone; ATP hydrolysis activity
Source: RefSeq, a predicted model, not a curated record
AAAACAUUUCACAAACGACUAACGGAAGUUUAUACACAGUUACCGUUCCUAGGCCAAACGAAUUCCACAACAAUGGCUAGAAUGAAUGCUCCAAUUAUUCUCCUGAAAGAAGGAACUGACAGCUCUCAGGGUAAACCUCAGAUACUUAGCAACAUAAAUGCUUGCUUGACUAUUGCUGAUGCUGUUAGAACAACUCUUGGGCCCAGAGGAAUGGACAAGCUUAUUAUUGAUGAAAAAGGAAAUGUUGUGAUCUCUAAUGAUGGUGCUACCAUUCUUAAAACAUUGGACAUCAUACACCCAGCUGCCAAAACUCUGGUUGACAUUGCCAAAUCCCAAGAUUCUGAGGUUGGUGAUGGAACAACUUCAGUGACGCUUCUGGCUGGCGAGUUUCUUAAACAGUUUAAGCCAUUUGUUGAAGAAGGUGUGCAUCCACAAGUCAUUGUGCGUGCUGUACGCAAAGCAUUAGCUAUGGCUCUGAAAAAGAUUAGUGAUAUUUCAGUUCACAUAAAGAAGGAUGACACAAAAGAACUGAGAGAACUUUUAGAAAAAUGUGCUGCUACUGCUUUGAGUUCCAAACUGGUUGCUGGACAUAAGGAGUAUUUUUCUAAAAUGGUUGUUGAUGCUGUCCAAAUGUUGGAUGAUCUCUUACCUCUCAACAUGAUUGGUAUUAAGAAAGUCCAAGGUGGUGGACUUGAAGAAUCUCUUCUUGUUGCUGGAGUGGCUUUUAAAAAAACAUUUAGUUAUGCUGGUUUUGAAAUGCAGCCCAAAAAGUAUCAAAAUCCUAAGAUUGCUCUUCUGAAUGUUGAGUUGGAAUUGAAAGCUGAAAAAGAGAAUGCUGAAGUUAGAGUAGAAUCUGUACAGGAGUAUCAAAAUAUUGUUGAUGCUGAGUGGAAAAUUCUGUAUGAGAAACUUGACAAUAUUCAUAAAUCUGGAGCAAAGGUGGUUCUUUCUAAACUUCCAAUUGGUGAUGUUGCAACUCAGUAUUUUGCAGACAGAGAUAUGUUCUGUGCUGGGCGGGUUCCAGAAGAGGACAUGAAGCGUACCAUGAAAGCUUGUGGUGGUUCAAUUCAAACUUCAGUACAGAACCUUACUCCCGAUGUUCUUGGAUCAUGUGAAUUAUUUGAGGAGAACCAGGUUGGCAGUGAAAGAUUCAAUAUUUUCAAAGGCUGCCCACAAGCAAAAACUUGCACUAUUAUCAUCAGAGGAGGAGCUGAGCAGUUUAUGGAAGAAACUCACAGAUCUUUACAUGAUGCUAUAAUGAUUGUUAGAAGAGCAAUGAAGAAUGAUUCUGUAGUUGCUGGUGGAGGUGCUAUUGAAAUGGAAUUGUCAAGUUACCUGAGAGAGCAAUCGAGAACUAUUCAAGGCAAAGAACAGCUUCUCAUUGCAGCAUAUGCUAAAGCACUAGAAGUUAUUCCUAGACAGCUGUGUGACAAUGCUGGAUUUGAUGCAACAAAUAUUCUUAAUAAAUUGAGACAGAAACAUGCAACAGGAUCAAGGUGGGCUGGUGUGAAUAUCUUGCAAGAAGAUAUUUCAGAUAAUUUUGAGGCAUUUGUUUGGGAACCUGCUGUUGUGAAAAUUAAUGCACUAACUGCUGCAUCUGAAGCAACCUGUCUUAUUCUAUCUGUUGAUGAAACCAUUAAGAAUCCAAAAUCUGCACACGAUGCACCUAUGGGUAGAGGUCGUGGACGGCCAAUGUGAUCAAUUUUUUAAUGUAUUUAAAUAAAAUUAAACCUCAUUAAUAUUGAGCAAACUGGCCAAUUUUAUUUAAACAUUUAAGGAAAGCAAAUUCAUUCCUUGUUUUGCUGCAUAGUUUGCUCAUCAUGCUAUUUCCUUUUAUAAUUGCUGUUGCUUGGCUACAAUUAAGUACAUUUAACUUAUUUCUAAAUGAAUGAAACCACUUUGUGAUCAACUAUUUCAUUUUCAUUGCCAAGUGCAGGCAUUUAGAAAGGAAACAUUUGUAUUGUUUGGCUAAUCUGGAUGAAUUUUUUUUAACUAAAAGUUUAAGUUCUAUGCAUGGUUGAGUAUGUAUUAAAGUCUGUUUUAUAUAUU